CCUAAACCAGUUUUUCGGUGGUGUCUCGUUGCAGAAAAGCCCCGUUCUCCUUUCUCCCUAUUGUUCGUUCGCUUGCAGUUCAUUGUUCUCUGCUGUUCGCAGAUUCGUCGAUCGGACGACUCUCCUAUCUUCAUCCAUGACUUUGAUGACUCCCCCACCGUUAGAUCAAGAGGACGACGAGAUGUUGGUUCCCCAUUCGGAUUUUGCAGAUGKUCCGCAGCCAAUGGAAGUAGUAGCACAAGCAGAAACUGCUAGUACGGUGGAGAGUCAGCCAGUGGAGGAUCCUCCCUCAUCGAGAUUUACGUGGACAAUCGAAAAUUUUUCUAGGCUGAACACCAAGAAACACUAUUCCGAAAUUUUCAUUGUUGGCGGUUAUAAAUGGCGGGUGCUUAUUUUUCCGAARGGAAACAACGUGGACCAUUUGUCUAUGUACCUAGAUGUUGCAGAUUCUGCAAGCUUGCCUUAUGGGUGGAGUAGAUAUGCCCAGUUCAGCUUGGCCGUGAUAAAUCAAAUAACAACAAGUAUACUGUUAGAAAAGACACACAACACCAGUUCAAUGCACGUGAGAGUGAUUGGGGUUUCACAUCAUUCAUGCCUCUCAGUGAGCUAUAUGACCCAAGUAGAGGGUAUCUUGUGAAUGAUACAUGUAUAGUUGAAGCUGAGGUUGCAGUCCGUAGGGUUGUGGAUUAUUGGACAUAUGAUUCAAAAAAGGAAACGGGUUAUGUUGGACU
This is a messenger RNA of Nelumbo nucifera (sacred lotus), 731 nucleotides long. The record is from RefSeq and is a predicted model, not a curated record. Lineage: Eukaryota; Viridiplantae; Streptophyta; Magnoliopsida; Proteales; Nelumbonaceae.